Messenger RNA from Argiope bruennichi, 3276 nucleotides. RefSeq names its product pre-mRNA-splicing factor ATP-dependent RNA helicase DHX16-like (gene l(2)37Cb). Gene Ontology annotation, cellular component: intracellular anatomical structure; catalytic step 2 spliceosome. Gene Ontology annotation, molecular function: RNA binding; ATP binding. NCBI's taxonomy places the organism in Eukaryota, Metazoa, Arthropoda, Arachnida, Araneae, Araneidae. The transcript has a single exon. Bases 71 to 3166 code for a protein of 1031 amino acids. The record is from RefSeq and is a predicted model, not a curated record.
AAAAUGUAAACAAACUAAUUUGUAUUUCGAUCGUGAAUUGUGGGGAGAUUUAGACUUUUCAGUUUUCAAAAUGAGUGUUAAUCAAUGGAUAAAUGAUGAACUUCACACUAUAUUAGGUUUCAGUGAUAAAUUUACUGCCGAAUUUUUGUUAAAUUUGGCUUCUAAGAGUACAAGUCCUGAUGCCCUAAUUGGCAAAAUUAAGGAUACUAGAACGCUGGAUAUAAACUCUAAUGUUAUUGAAUUCGCUCAUAAUUUAUGGGCAAAAGUACCUCAUGCAGAAUCUAAGGAAAAACCUGCUCGAGUACGAGAGAGAGAAAUAAUGGAAAUAUUGCAAAAGAAUCAAAGUUAUAAAUUAAUUGAAGAUGAUGAUGAUUACUUACCUGUUCAGGAAGAAAAACAUUCAAAGAAAUCCAAAAAGCGUAAGAAUUUACGAAAGCGAGAUUCUUCUAGCAGUGACAAUGAUGAAGCACCAGCAAAAAUAGUAAAAAAUUCUCCAAAAUCAGAUUCUGAAAGUGAUUAUGAAAAAAUGGAAAGAGAAAGAUUAGAAGAUUUAAAAGAAAGGGAUGAAUUUUCUGCACGGUUAAAGAAAAAAGAUAAAGAAAAAACAAGAAAUAUUGUGGAAAAAUCAGACAGAAAAGCUUUUGAAGAAGCAGCAAAAAGACUUCGUCUUGAAGCUGAAGAUAGAAAGAAAAUCGUUCCCAAAUUAAGAACUGAAUCUCGGAGGCAGUAUUUAGCAAAACGAAAAGAUGACAAACUUAUGGAAUUAGAAGGAGAUAUUCAAGAUGAAGAAUAUCUUUUUUCUGAUGUAAAACUUACUGAGAAAGAAGAAAGGGAACUUCAAUAUAAGAAGAAAAUCUUGGAAUUGGCAAAACAGCAUGAUAAAGCUAAGGAAAUGGAAAAAAUUGAUCGUUAUCAUAUACCUGAAGCAUCUGGAAAAGAUAUUAGCAAAAAGUAUGAAGAAGUUGAUGAGAAAGAAAAAGCACCAAAUGCUGAGCAACUGAAGUGGGAACAAGAAAGAUUAGGAUUUGCCCGAAUGACAUUUGGUGCAGCAGAUGCUAAAAAGAAACACAAAGAAAAAGAAUAUGAUUUUGUAUUUGAUGAUGCUAUUGAAUUUGUACAAACAAUAAAAAUGCCUGGAUCUAAAGAUGUCCCUGAACCUAAGGAAGAAUUAUCAGAAAAAGAGAAGAAAAAACUCAGUAUACAAGAAACAAGAAAGAGUCUUCCAAUUUAUCCAUUUCGAGAAGACUUAUUACAAGCUAUAGAUAAUCACCAUAUUCUCAUCAUAGAAGGAGAAACUGGAUCUGGAAAGACUACACAGAUUCCUCAAUAUUUAUAUGAAGCAGGAUACACAAAAGGCAAUAAGAAAAUAGGAUGUACUCAACCAAGAAGAGUAGCAGCUAUGAGUGUUGCUGCUCGAGUUGCUGAAGAAAUUUCUGUUAAGUUAGGUAAUGAAGUAGGGUAUAGUAUUCGAUUUGAAGAUUGCACCUCAGAAAGAACAGUUCUUAAAUAUAUGACAGAUGGAAUGCUUCUUAGAGAAUUUCUUUCUGAACCUGAUUUAUCAUCAUAUAGCGUUGUUAUUGUUGAUGAAGCCCAUGAGAGAACUCUUCAUACUGAUAUAUUGUUUGGAUUAGUUAAGGACAUUGCACGCUUUCGUCCAGAUUUGAAAUUGCUGAUAUCAAGUGCAACCUUAGAUGCAGAAAAAUUUUCUCAAUUUUUUGAUGAUGCUCCUAUUUUUAGGAUACCUGGUAGAAGAUUUCCAGUUGAUAUUUUUUAUACAAAAGCACCAGAAGCUGAUUAUUUAGAUGCAUGUGUUGUAACUGUACUACAAAUACAUUUUACCCAACCUCUUGGUGAUAUUUUAGUGUUUUUGACUGGACAAGAAGAAAUAGAAACUUGUCAUGAAAUGCUUUUGGAAAGGACCAGAAAGCUUGGCUCCAAAAUGCGUGAAUUAAUAAUAUUACCUAUUUAUGCUAAUUUACCAUCAGACAUGCAAGCAAAGAUAUUUGAACCAACACCACCAGGUUCAAGAAAAGUUGUGAUUGCCACUAACAUUGCUGAAACUUCUUUAACAAUUGAUGGUAUUAUUUAUGUUAUUGAUCCUGGAUUUUGCAAACAAAAUAGUUUUAAUGCUCGUACAGGCAUGGAGUCUCUGGUUGUUACUCCUAUCUCAAAGGCCUCAGCAAAUCAAAGAGCAGGUCGUGCUGGACGAGUAGCUGCUGGAAAAUGUUUUCGUUUGUAUACUGCAUGGGCAUAUCAGCAUGAACUUGAAGAUAAUACCAUUCCAGAAAUACAGAGAGUUAAUUUGGGUAAUGCUGUUCUUUUGUUAAAAUCAUUAGGAAUAAAUGAUAUAAUACAUUUUGAUUUCCUGGACCCACCUCCACAUGAAAGUUUAGUUUUAGCUCUUGAACAACUUUAUGCAUUGGGAGGACUUAAUCACCAAGGUGAACUUACAAAGCUUGGCCGUAGAAUGGCUGAGUUCCCUGUUGAUCCUAUGAUGUCCAAAAUGCUUUUAGCUUCUGAAAAAUACAAAUGCUCAGAAGAAAUUCUUUCGAUUGCAGCUAUGCUUUCAGUAAAUAAUGCCAUAUUUUAUAGACCGAAAGAUAAAAUUGUACAUGCUGAUACUGCUAGAAAAAAUUUUUUCAGCACAGCUGGUGAUCAUUUAACUUUAAUGAAUGUUUACAAUCAAUGGGUGGAGUCAGAAUAUAGUACUCAAUGGUGUUUUGAAAAUUACAUUCAACAUAGAUCAAUGAAAAGGGCUAGAGAUGUCCGUGAACAGCUAGAAGGUUUAAUGGACCGUGUUGAAAUUGAACUUGUAUCAAAUCCUUUAGAUACAAUGGCAAUUCGAAAAGCCAUAACAGCUGGUUAUUUUUAUCACACAGCUAGGUUAUCUAAAAGUGGACAGUAUAAAACUGCAAAACAGCAACAAACGGUUACAAUACAUCCAAACAGUGCCUUAUUUGAGGAUUUACCUAGAUGGCUUGUGUAUCAUGAACUUGUCUUUACAACAAAAGAAUAUAUGAGACAGGUAAUAGAAAUUGAAGGUGUCUGGCUUUUAGAGGUUGCACCUCAUUAUUACAAAAGCAAAGACAUUGAGGAUUCUACUAAUAAAAAGUUGCCAAAAAAUACUGGUAAAUCCCAGGCAGAUUUAAAGCGUCAGUAUAAUUAAAUUUUACUUUAUGAAGUGACUUCAUAUUGUAUAUUCUGUACAGUAUCAUUUAUAAUCAUCAGAAAUGUGUUACAUUGAUUCUUCUUAUAAUCGAAUGAAAUGUUUUAAUA